Cuscuta epithymum is the source of this 1832-nucleotide messenger RNA. Lineage: Eukaryota; Viridiplantae; Streptophyta; Magnoliopsida; Solanales; Convolvulaceae. The record is from the annotation of a GenBank genome assembly.
CAAAAGUUGAAAAUCACUUUUUUUGAGUGUUUUGUAAACAUACCUAACAAAUACUUACUGAUACGCGUCCUCUACGUAUUGGGUCCGUAUUCGUAAUUUAAUAAAAGUCUUGGACUUUUUUUUCAAAAAUACAGAUACUUCCUAUACCCGUAUCUGUGAAGCGAUAUGUGUAUCUAACCUUAUAACCCUGAUUUCAAACACGAUAUGACGAAAAUUUAGUAGCUGCCCAAGCGACCACAAGAUCUGGAACAUAGUAAAGAUGAUUUCGAGAGUAUGAAAAAUAUUGAAAUACUUUAAUUUGUCAAUUUGUGGUUUGAUGAGUUUUAAUUGAAACCAAUCUUGUUAAAAGAUUUAAAUGUAAAUACAAAUAGAAAAUUAAAAAUAUUAUUUAAAGUUAGAUUGAAAUAUUAAUAUUUUAGUUUUUUAGUCUGAUUUUUGAAAUUUUUUAAUUAUUUGCACUAUUAUUAUUUUAUUUAUGAACCUCUAAAUAAUAUAUAUUUUCAAAUUAUACCUUAUAUUAUUAUUAUUAUUAUUAUUAUUUAUAAAUAUAACUCAUACUCAUAUAGUCAUAUCUUAACUUUUGAAGUUGUCGUAUGGGCCAUAUUCACGUAUCGGCCUAUCGUAUCCUUUCAACAUAGCUACCGAGUAUUUAUGACAUACUUCUUCUGUCCAACCACAUAGCUCCAGCUCACCUUCCCUUACUCUUUCGAAAUCUUAUCCUUUUUUCUCCACCACCACCAAUCUCUUCCCACCAAAAUCUGCAAACAACUGAUUUUUUUCUUCCUCAAACCCAUUUCUCAUCUCCUUCACGGCGAAAGCCACCGCACCUGACCAAAUUGAGAACAGAAAAUGUCACUCGCAGUCCACACAAACCUCUCGAAGCCCUUCAAUCCACCAACAUCGAAGUCGAUCACGAGGUCGACAAGGUCUUCAACUAUAGUAGUCUCUUCUUCCAGUCCCUCCGGUAAUGGAUCCUCAGAGCCGUCGCCAUCGUCGUUGAAGGCGUUCUCCGCCGCCCUCGCGCUCUCAUCCGUCAUCUUGUCGGCCCCUGUGCUUCCGGCCACCGCAGACAUCUCGGGGCUGACACCGUGCAACGAGUCGAAGCAGUUCGCCAAGCGGGAGAAGCAGCAGGUGAAGAAGCUGGAGACCGCUAUGAACAAAUACGAUCCCGAAAGCGCCCCUGCUCUCGCCCUCAAGGCCACUAUUGAGAGAACUCACCGCAGAUUUGAUAACUAUGGGAAGCAAGGGUUAUUGUGUGGAUCAGACGGUCUGCCGCACUUGAUAGUGAACGGGGACCAGAGACACUGGGGAGAGUUCAUCACCCCAGGGCUACUUUUCCUCUACAUUGCAGGAUGGAUCGGGUGGGCUGGCCGGAGCUACCUGAUCGCCAUAAGAGAUGAAAAGAAGCCGACCCAGAAGGAGAUCAUCAUCGAUGUUCCUUUGGCCAACCGACUCAUCUGGAAAGCCUUCAGUUGGCCUGUCUCUGCUUACAGAGAGUACAGGAAUGGGGAGCUAGUUGAUCCUAACUUCUAGUAAAUCCCUUCAUCAGGUACCUGGUACUUGGAGUGAAUGGAUAAGCAAGUGAGUUAGACUAUGAGGGUCGAGGUGCAGCUUGGAUUUGAGUUUCUAAGAACUUGGCUACAUUAAUUAAUAUAUAUGUUUGUAUAUCUUUUGCCAUACAAGUCUGUAUGCCUUUGAAGUUGAACACUAAUCGAGCACCGUAUUUUACGUCAAUAUUGUUUCUGACUCUAUUCUAAACCUCAAGCUAAUUGAUGCACUGGAUUUUCCAUUGCCACUCAAGUAAUACUGGACGUCGGGACCCCUAGUAUACC